Molecule: messenger RNA, 5298 nt
Organism: Aaosphaeria arxii CBS 175.79
Lineage: Eukaryota; Fungi; Ascomycota; Dothideomycetes; Pleosporales
Product: glycosyltransferase family 2 protein
Exons: 3
Coding region: 1-5298 (1765 amino acids)
Cellular component (GO): cell septum; cell periphery; myosin complex
Molecular function (GO): cytoskeletal motor activity; ATP binding; chitin synthase activity
Source: RefSeq, a predicted model, not a curated record
AUGAGUUUCGUCAACAACAACUCACGCAUGUCGGUCUACUCUACCGCGUCCGCCGCCGUCCCUCGUCCCGCGAACCCUUCUUCCCAGGUCUCAACUACGACACUCCUCAAUGCCCUCCACACUUCGUUUUCCCAUAGUCAACCCUAUAAUCUCGAGGCAAGCACCAGCUUGGUAGUAAAUACCUGGGUAAAUGCGAGGAGCAUCAUCAACGAACGUAUCGGUGGCACAGUCGAUCUCGAGUUGGGUCGUAAGGCUUGGGAACACGCCCGCCGUCGAGCAGAAGAUGGCUGCAUUGUGCUAGGCUCCCUGCACGAAUCGACCCCUUCGUUGUUUUCUCCCUUCAUAUCCGGCCUGCCCCUCUCCAUCCCCGAAAGCUUCUACACGAGUCUGGAAGCUCUCCGAGCUUUCACACAUUGCGUUACUCCCCAGAACCCCUCGUACCCUAGGCACUCGUCUUUGGCCGCUAUCUUCACCAUCAAUCUCCAGGGAAACCUCGUUGGUGCUGAAAUCAAGCUGUCUACUUCCGGCAUAGAUACUAAGCAGGGCCUGCUUCAAAUCCCAGCAGAAGCUGGUUUCCGAGCCUUCGAUGCAUUCUACUACCUGAAUUCGAGCUCCGCCAGCAAAUCAGAACGUGAAUGGCUAAACCUCAGGCACCCCUCCGAGUAUUCUCUGCUCAACCGAUCCGGAACCUAUGAUCCUCCCUCGUAUCUCCCGGAUGCUGACGACGCGGCCGCGGCCGAGGACUUCAGGGCCAACCUGAAAGCGAUCGGCUUCAAGGGAAAUAUGCUCCAGAAUCUACUCAGUGCCUUGGCUGGAUUGUUGAAACUCGGCGAUACGCUCGGCUACCUGAUCGACGAGGAGAUGCUUCAGUCAAUCUGCGAGGAAUGCGGUGCACUUUUGGAUAUCAACCCCUUGACCCUCCAACAGAAGCUGAGCGCCAACGACCGUGAAGUGGCCAUCGGUGGCAUUUACGAGGCCAUCGUUGAUCGCGUCAUUCUCCAAGCGAACGCUACCAUCAAGGAGGAUAUCCGCAAAUCGCGAGCCCCGUUCUCGGCAAACAGUAGCGAUAUUGAUCAGCCCGGCAUUCUCACGCCCCCUUCGGAGGAUGAACUUGGUGAUAUCGUCAACAUAACUGUCGUUGAAGUUCCAAGCAAGGCGCUGGGAAAGGCCAUCGCGCUCCGUACCAUUUUCGACGAUAGCGAUGGUAUCAAUUCUGAAAUGAAGGAAGAUGGCGUUCCUUUCACGUCUGCCGGUACAUCCGUCCUCGAAAACAUGAGAGAAGCUGUUCAACAUUGCGAAGCUGAUCUCGGCGUUGAGGGAGCUGCCUACAGCCAACGACAAGUGGAACUCGAGAGGCGAGAGGUUGUGCUCGAGAAGAUCGCUCUUGACAUUCCCGAGGAGGACAACUUUGUCAAGGAGAUCCUGAUGCCCAUCGAGGGCGAAGGCGUUGUCCUCGGCAAGCAAAACCGCUUUGAUCUACCAAUGGCCGUGGCGAGUAGCCGAGUCUGGUUCCAUUUGGCUCUUCACCCCAAUGACAGCCCGCUCGCAACCCUUACGCAGGAUUUGAACAAGUCCUGGAACGCUGGCACUUUGUCACGGCAAUUGAGAGAUCUUAGAUUGCCGGAAUGGGCCAAUCGCCGCAACAGGAGUCUUGAUUUCACAGCCGACUUUGAUCAUCAAGAGUUCUACGAACGCUACCAUUUGCUCGGCUGCAUGGAAGGCAAAGAUGGGAUUCAGAACUGGAUCCUUACCCGUGGCUGGAGCAACGGCGAAGUCGUGGUAGGCCACCAGCGAGUCUGGAUGAGAGAGGGCACAUGGUGGGAGGCAGAAUCCCAGCUUGAUCUCAAAGGACAGGAGGUCGACUCCAACAACAUGCUAGGCAACAUGGUCGGAGCUGGAGGUCUCGAAAGUGGCUACUCCACCCAAAGCCCUGGCAUGGGUAGUGGUUUCUUUCCUCCCCUUCCCGAGAACGUUGCUCAGGACAGCCAAACCCACUUGCUGGGCCACCGCCAAAGCCAGGCUACCUUGGGAGCCCGCAGUGGACUGGGUGCCAAAUCGAUCGCUCCAACAACAGCACCCACAAUGAACAACCGCCCCGGUGACUACGGUUUGGGCAGCAAGGGAGACGAAAACAAAGGCAUCACAUACUACGACGCAGAGAGUGGCGGUAACAUGGUCGUCACCGAACAACCCAUCACCUUUUCCCGUAAGGUAUGGGUUGCCUUCGUAUGGGCAUUGACCUUCUGGAUCCCCUCCCCUGUUCUUAAGUGGGUUGGUCGCAUGAAGCGUCCCGACGUACGGAUGGCAUGGCGAGAGAAACUUGUUCUGGUUUUCAUGAUCCUUGUCUUUAACGGCGCCAUUAUCUUCUACAUUGUCAUUUUCGGCAAGCUCCUUUGCCCCCUGAAGGACAAAGUCUGGGAUCGCAAGGAGGUCGGCUUCCAUCAAGGUGAAAGUGAUUACUGGGUCAGUCAUCGCGGUGUCGUCUACGAUCUCACAGACUUCUGGAGGAGACAGCACAGCGAUAUGAACAUCAAAACCACCUCGGAUAACAUGAUGCCAUUUGCAGGUUUUGAUAUGGAUCCAUACAUCAUGCCACCCCUGAAUGUUGCAUGCCCGAAACUUGUCACAGGCGACACUCUUCAACUCAUUCCCAAUACCACCGUGGAAAACGCUAACGCUCAGCAUAUAUCUGGCAAAUUGGCCAGGAGCCCCAAAAGCGCUCUUGCAAAGAAUGACUGGUACCCGAAGAAAUUUCUUCCCAAAAUGGAAGAGUACAAGAAGGGCGAUCUCGUUUGGGAGAAGAAGAAGAUCGAAGACGAGGGCAAAAAUCUUAACCAUAUGUGGUUUACCAUGGGCAACAGAGUAUACGAUCUGACGGACUACUUCAAUACCCUCGACGUCAUGGACAAUUAUCCAACAUACCAAUUCUUGGAUUCGGAGCUGCAGAAGAUGGUUUCCAAUUAUGCCGGUACUGAUUUGAAGGAGGAGUUUGAAAACAAACUCAACGCAACCGCACAGGCCGACAAUCUCGACUGUCUGGACCGCAUGUUUUACAUUGGCAAGACCGAUUUCCGAAAAUCAGCCAAAUGUCAAGUCAACGACUACAUCCUUCUCGCCGUUGCAAUCAUUCUCUGCACAGUCAUUGGUGUCAAAUUCUUAGCUGCAUUGCAACUUGGGUCUAAACGCCGUCCCGCAAACCAAGACAAGUUCGUCAUCUGUCAAGUCCCGGCAUAUACCGAAGGCGAGGAUCAACUGCGUAAGGGAUUGGACUCUUUGACUGCACUCGCCUACGACAACAAACGCAAGCUGAUCUGCGUCAUUUGCGACGGUAUGAUCGUUGGUGGUGGUAACGACCGACCGACACCCAAGAUUGUGCUCGAUAUUCUUGGUGUUGACCCCAAAGUGGACCCUCCCGCUCUUCCGUUCUGGUCUGUCGGCACUGGCAGUGAGCAGCUUAACUACGGCAAGGUGUACUCGGGCCUCUACGAAUUCGAAGGAAACGUCGUUCCCUAUGUCGUCGUCGUAAAGAUGGGCAAGGAAUCAGAGCAGAGCAAAUCGAAGCCUGGUAACCGUGGUAAGCGAGAUUCUCAGAUCUUGCUCAUGAGCUUCCUCAACCGCGUCCAUCACCGAUCGGCUAUGAAUCCCCUAGAACUGGAAAUGUUUCAUCAGAUCAACAAUAUCAUUGGUGUCGAUCCAGAACUCUACGAGUACCUCCUCAUGGUCGAUGCCGAUACUAUGGUCCAGCCUGAUUCUCUCAACCGUCUAGUUGCAAGCUGCGCAAACGACUCUAAAAUUGCAGGUAUUUGUGGUGAAACGAGUCUGGAGAACGAAGAACGCUCUUGGUGGACCAUGAUCCAAGUUUACGAAUACUACAUUUCCCACAACUUGUCCAAGGCUUUUGAAAGUUUGUUCGGCAGCGUCACCUGUUUGCCUGGCUGUUUCUGCAUGUACCGUAUCCGCACUGCGGACAAAGGCAAGCCUCUCAUCAUCUCCGAUAAGGUCAUCAAGGAGUACGCCGACUGUGUCGUGGAUACUCUGCACAAGAAGAACCUAUUGUCCCUCGGAGAAGAUCGUUAUCUGACAACCCUCAUGACGAAACACUUCCCCAGCAUGUCAUACAAAUUCAUUCCUGAUGCGUACGCUUUCACUGCUGCGCCUGAGACUUUCAGCAUUCUCCUCUCUCAGAGACGUCGCUGGAUCAACUCUACCAUCCACAACUUGGCAGAGCUGUUUUUCCUAAAGGACAUGUGUGGUUUCUGCUGCUUCAGUAUGCGUUUCGUCGUCUUCAUCGAUCUCAUUGGUACUCUCAUGCUUCCGUCCAUGUGCGGUUACCUUGUCUAUUUGAUCUACCUGGUCGCCUCCAAGACGGGUCAAUUUCCUCUGAUUUCCAUCAUCAUGCUUGCUGCCGUCUACGGUCUACAAGCGAUCAUUUUCUUGAUCAAGCGACAGUGGCAACACAUCGGGUGGAUGAUCAUCUAUAUCCUUGCCUUCCCUAUCUUUUCACUCGUAUUGCCUCUGUACUCCUUCUGGAAACAGGACGAUUUCUCCUGGGGUAACACACGUGUUGUCAUUGGAGAAAAGGGUGCAAAGAAGCAAGUGUUGUCAACCGAUGACGAAGGCUUUGAUCCCAAGAGCAUUCCUCUGCAAAGAUGGGAUGACUAUGCACAGGCAAACGGACUUCCUGGACGUCGUGGUCUCGCUGGCCAGACAUCAGAGAAGGGCCACAGCGCUUACGAUGAUGAUGGCUACGAGAUGAACGACAUGCAAUCCAUAUACUCGUCGGUCAAGCCAGCGUCAACCAUUAUGUCCAACAUGCACCACAUUUCCCACAUGCCUCCACAGUCUCCUGGGCCUUACCAAGGAUUGCAGACGCGACAGUCUACCUAUUCCAACUUCUCACGCUACCAAGACCACCCUCAAGGCCAAGGUGAUGGCCGAUUGAUGUCCAUGGGAGGUAUGAGCGACCAUUACAACGCGUCACCCUAUGGAAACCGACCUGGCUUCCAGAGCUCAGACAACCUCAUGGCAUCGACGCCGCCAGUCCGUGGUCGCAGCCCUCUUGGCCACUCCGCCUCCAGGCCCGGAAGCACCGCCAAUUUCCAAAGCCUAGUCAACGGACCCACUGAUGCACAAAUCACUGAGGUCGUGCAAGCCUGUCUUCGGGAGGCUGAUUUGGACAGAGUGACUAAGAAGCAGCUUGUCGCCCUCGCCGAGCAACGACUCCAGACCCAGCUCACUGGAGAAAGGAGGAUUUUCCUCAACCAACAGAUCGAUCUCGAGCUUGCGAACAUGUUGUAG